Fomitopsis serialis is the source of this 1566-nucleotide messenger RNA. RefSeq lists its product as uncharacterized. Gene Ontology annotation, molecular function: CoA-ligase activity. Gene Ontology annotation, biological process: secondary metabolic process. The transcript is spliced from 11 exons. Bases 1 to 1566 code for a protein of 521 amino acids. The record is from RefSeq and is a predicted model, not a curated record. Lineage: Eukaryota; Fungi; Basidiomycota; Agaricomycetes; Polyporales; Fomitopsidaceae.
AUGGUCUUCAAGUCGCCGUUCCCCGAGGUGCCGCCCCUGCCUGACCAGAACGUGCACGACUUCAUAUUCAACUCGGGGCGGAUCCCGGAGAAGGACUACGUCCUCCAUAUCGACGGCCUGACGGGGGAGAAGCGGACGCGUUCCGAGUUCGUCGAGAGGGUGCGGACUGCUGCUACGGCAUUAUGCCAACCUCAUCCCAGAGGUCCCGGGAUCGGUCAUAACUCACUGGACUAUAUAGUCCUCGUUCAUUCGCUUCUCGUGCUCGCGACUCCGCUUGCACUCCUGUCUGCCUAUGCAACCGCCUAUGAGCUAGCCUACGCCAUACGCACGUCCAAGGCGACAUGCCUUUUCGUCGGACCCGACCUAUUUCCUGUCGCGCUUCAAGCAGCCCGGGAGGUUGGCCUGCCGGAAGAGCGAAUAUAUGUACUCAGCGGACACAUCAAGGGGAAGAAGAGUUUGGCGGAUUUCAUUGACGAGACCCGCGAACGACGGACGCCUGCGGUACCCGUGAGGCCAGCUACCAAAGACACACUGGCCUACCUUGUGUUCUCCAGCGGCACAACGGGGCUGCCAAAAGCCGUCAUGGUUACGCACGGGAACAUCGCUGUUUCGUAUAUGCAGAACGACAUCUGUCUCAAGGCGGUUGGUCUGCCUACGCCACCAGUUCCCCCAGUGGGGCUCGCAUUUCUGCCGUACUAUCACACUUACGGCCUGCAUAUGAUCUGCCUGCGUGGGCUCUGGGCUCCUGUGACAUUCGUUGUCAUCCCAAAGUGGGACGCGAACCUCGUCCUCAGACUCAUCCCGAAUUGCUGCGCCGGAGGAUUUCGCUACGUCAUGUCGAUCGUCUCCGGCGCCGCACAUCUGCCUCCUAAGCUCGCGGAGUUCUUUAGGAAGGCGAUAAGAGCGGGGCCCGAUUCGUGGUUUGGGAUGUCAGAGGUGGUGAGUCGAGGCCAGCAGCACUCGAGGUUAACUUGGAGCUCAACCAUCCUAGACGAUCAGCUCCUGCUGCCCAGCAUGGAAGGCAAGAUCGUGAAGGAAGAUGGAUUGAGGCGGCGUGAACGAGGCGGGCGAGCUGUGGUGAAAGGAGGGAACGUCGUCCCUGGCUACUGGGGCAACGACAAAGCGACGCGAGAGACGUUCUCGGAUGGCUGGUUGAAGACCGGCGACCAGUUCAAGGUGGACGAACUCGGCAGACUUACCAAGGACACCCUCAAGGUCUCGGGUUCGCAGGUCGCGCCUACAGAGAUCGAAGCGCUCCUCAUGGCACACCCGGAGGGCCUCAUCCAGGACGCAUGUGUCGCAGGCGUGUCUGGUGGACGGACGUCAGACGAGAAGGUCCCGCGUGCAUGGGUAGUCCUCAGCGACAGCGGCCGCAGAAUAGGGUCCCGCGAGGUCGUCCAGAAGCUGGAGGAGUGGACGAAGAAGAACCUGAGCAAGUACAAGUGGUUGAGAGCAGGGAUUGAUACUGUGGAUGAGAUACCGAAGUCGCCCACGGGGAAGGUGCUCCGCCGUGUGCUGCAAGACCGUCACGAGAGCGAACAGCGCAAGCCUCUUGCGAGGUUAUGA